Molecule: messenger RNA, 1260 nt
Organism: Panicum virgatum (switchgrass)
Lineage: Eukaryota; Viridiplantae; Streptophyta; Magnoliopsida; Poales; Poaceae
Product: tetraspanin-6-like
Exons: 2
Coding region: 128-1069 (313 amino acids)
Biological process (GO): auxin-activated signaling pathway
Cellular component (GO): plasma membrane; plasmodesma
Source: RefSeq, a predicted model, not a curated record
UGAGCACGAUAUAUAUAAGCAGCAAGUAGCUAAGGUAUUGCCAGCAUAUACUGGUAGCAGUAGUAGACUAGUAGUUAGAUAGCAUCGAGAGAGAAAUCGAGAGAGGAGGAAGAAGAAGCAGCAGCUGAUGACGAUUCACUCGCACUCGCACUUGCACUCGCACUCGCACUCACACCACCCAUACCCGCACCGCCUGAGCAACACAGUCAUCGGGUACCUCAACCUGGUGACGCUCCUUGCCUCCAUCCCCAUCAUCGGCGCAGGGCUGUGGCUGGCGCACGGCUCGGCGGCGACAUGCGAAUCCGCGCUGCAGGCGCCGCUCCUGGCCAUCGGAUUCGUCGUCCUCCUCGUCUCCCUAGCCGGCUUCAUCGGCGCCUGCUACCAUGUGACAUGGGCGCUGUGGCUGUACCUCCUGGCCAUGCUGCUGCUCAUUGUCGCCCUGCUGGGGAUCACCGUCUUCGGCAUGACCGUCACGGCGGGGGGCGGCGGCAGGCAAGUGCCUGGCAGGCCCUACCAGGAGUUCCGGAUCAGAGAUUACUCGGCCUGGCUGCAGAAGCGCGUCCAGGUCGACCGCUACUGGCGGCCGGCGCUGGCAUGCGUGGUUGGGUCCGGAGCGUGCCCCAGGAUCGCGGCUUGGACGCCCAUGGAUUACCUGCAGCAUAGCCUGACGCCAAUACAGUCGGGGUGCUGCAAGCCACCGACGUCUUGCACGUACGACCAAGGCGGCGUGCCCGUGGAGGCACUGGACGAGGACUGCUACCGGUGGAACAACGCCCCCGGCAUCCUGUGCUACCAGUGCGACUCGUGCAAGGCCGGAGUGCUGGAGCAGGUGCGGCGAGGUUGGCACAACAUCACCAUCCUCAACGCCAUCGUCCUCGUUGUGCUCAUCACCAUCUACUCCUGUGGCUGCUGUGCUUUCCGCAAUGCCCGCCGUGCCGAGUACCCCACCAACCGCAUGUCAAAGAUGAAUCCACGAUGGGAUUACUUCUGCUCAAGGUGGUGGAAUGGCCAAAGAGAGCAGCUGUACUACAGUACUAGGGAGGGAGGGUAUGAUCUAGUGAUAGUAUAGAUCAGUGCUUCCUAUAUACAUAUUGGGGGACUGAAUUUCACAUUUUACUAUCAUAUUCGUGCGAUCCUACGGGUAGUAUAAUAAAUGUACAUAAUAUCAUCAACUUUUUGCUUGUUCUCCGUGUACAGGCCAUGUUGUGAUCACGUGAGACAUUGAUUGUUCGGGAUUCGAAUGGGAUUCCGAUUGAUUUA